AUGUUGGAUUUGAAAGACAAAAUAGAGCUAUACGCGCCGUUUUUAAGCCAUUAUUGGCUUCAUUUGUUGUCUGUGGGCAUUUCGUUUGUCAUAGCAAAGCUUAUCAAAGGUUAUAUAUCGAAAGCGGGGGCAGAGAAAGAUAAAAGCAACACGAUAUCGAUGGACGAAGCCAUUGCGCAAGAUUCAACCGAAGAUUUGGGCUCUGAUCUGUACGUUUUAGACGAAGGAAAACAUAUCCCGUACGAACACACAAACAGAAUGUCUGAAACCGAAAUGUUGAAACAAGCACAGGACUUUUACAAUUUCAUGAACAAACGUCGUUCAGUGAGGUUUAUCAGCAAAGAACCGGUUCCAUCCCUUGAUGUUAUAAAGACCAUCGUCCACACAGCUGGUACAGCACCAUCUGGAGCCCAUAUGCAACCAUGGACUUUUGUUGUUGUUUCCGACGCGAAGGUAAACCUUACGGUGUUAUCGUUAGUAGUAUAAAAUUGGCCUAUUUGCAUAAAAUUAUCAGUGCAUGAGAAAGCGAAUAUACGAGGUACUGAGACAUGACGUAUCUAUGGGGUAAAUUGUGAAUGAACAGUGCAUGUCACCUAUGUUUUUAACAGCUGAUGGUAGCUGUGCAUAAAGAGCCUACACAGAAGAAACGAUAGUAUAAUAAUAUUACUAAUAUUAUUAUACUAUCAUUUCUUCUGUGUAGGCUCUUUAUGCACAGCUACCAUCAGCUGUUAAAAACAUAGGUGACAUGCACUGUUCAUUCACAUUUUACCCCAUAGAUACGUCAUGUCUCAGUACCUCGUAUAUUCGCUUUCUCAUGCACUGAUAAUUUUAUGCAAAUAGGCCAAUUUCGGAAACAACUUCCGAGAUGAUUUUCCGACAUAGACAACGGUGUAGUGGACUUGAACACAGCAAGGUAAAUGAUCUUAUUGUGGUUUAUUACAAUCAUGGUUUCAAGAUAAGCAAAUAUCUUUAAUUAAAAAGGAAAAAAAAACAAAAUGCGUGAUAGCGACUUCCAAAUUACGGCAAAGAAAUAUUUCGAAAAUGAGAACUUUAAAAAUAUUUUUAAAUCUGCAUUUUAGGCAGAAAGAACAUGUGGAACUGUAAAAUAAGUUAAUUAUUGUGCGCGCCAUAAAUAUGUUCCGAUUGCUUUCUACCUACUGUUUUCGUGAUUUUGCUAUUCACCUCCGAAAUUUGACGUCCACUGCUCGAAACUUGAAUGAUGUUCAUUGGCCGAAAUAUGAUGUCCACUGACCGAAAUUUGAUAGUUCUGAUGUCCAUUGCCCACUGGUAUAUUCUCCUCUCAAAACACUCUUACUGUAAGCAUUUUGAUUGGUCGAAAACACCUCAGGGGGCGAAGGUCAUACUUGAAUAAAAUUUUAAUAUAAACAAGAGAGAACAUUGUGGACUGUGGUUGAUAGGUAAAUUGGUUUUCCGCAUUUGACGUCAUUAUAAGAAAGUGUCGUAAAUAAGCCUCCCUUUGAAUUCAAUACGAUACUUCACUGGUAUAGUAAUGUAAAAAAAUAAAUUGGAAAUACAAAUUGGUUUGUUUUCUUUCCCGCUCACAAUUCGCCUUCUUCCCAGAGUUACCCCCCCCCCCCCCCCCCCCCCAUGGACUGUGACCAGAGGACUGUGACGUCACUAUACGCCACAUAUACAACUAUAACGCCACUGAUCUCUAUACUUACAGAACUAAUAAUUUUGCUCGGACAUCAGCCAUGGGACAUCGGUUUUCCAUUGGAAAUCAAUUGCCUUUCAACUCCAAAUCAUGGCAUCGCUCUUGAUAUAUUUUAGUUCUAUUUGAUAUGUACAGAAAAAACCUAUGCCGUUAUGGCUAUGACCGAUACCAUACGAUAGCAAGCGAAUAAAAUGUUUUCAAAUUUAAUUGGUGGCAAUCUCGUCAAAGCCAAAGGUUCAAAAAUAAUGAAAUAAUUCAAACUUUAUUGUUGAUCCUUUGACCAACUCGCAUACAGAAUGUUAUGCAGGAACUCUUGAGUCUUGGUUUCCUCCUGUACUAUUAAGUAACGCUGGACCAAUGGGCAAUAUGGCAAUGAAGGAAGUCCUUACUGGACCUUUAGGAAGAAGAGUUUAGAAGUUUACCUUUUUUUCAGAAAGCGGUAUCAAAUUCCCGUGCGUUAUACAAGAUGACUGAAAAACGGCAAACUUCGCAGGGCUAUAUUAUCCGCAUUUUACAACAUUUCGCAACGAAACUUCGGAAUAUUACUAAUUUUGUGAUACUCUUUCAAGCUGUGAUGAAAUUUUCAGUCUAGACUUGUCUAGAUCAAAAUUUUGUUCAUUAGCCUGGUAAUAGGUCCAUUGCUGACGUCAUUAGAAUUUUCCAUUUUAGAAAAACAAUGCGCUAUAAUCUAUAUCUCUCUCUAUUUUGUCUGGUGACCUAUGUUCAAAUUUUCCAUGCCAUAUUGCACCGCUAAAAACUUUCAUUAUACAGAAAAUAAAAAAAUUCUGUAAUGCCAAAAACAUUUUACCGAAGAGUACGACAUUUUCGCAUUUUCCAAAAAAAUGGCAUUCCAGAAUUUUUUUAUAUUUUGCUAAUUGUUAGUUUUUCUUCCAAGUAAAAUAAUACACGAAGAAAAUGGGGUCACCAUGCUUCUUUUCCAACUAUGCGAGGCGAUAUGCCAUUUUGGAGUGAAUUUCAUACACGAAUAUCGUCAUAGCAACGAACUAUCCUGUUACUAAAACCAAUAUAAUUUGAAAGUAGAGAUAUCCAAAUAUAUAAAACCCCCAAUAUAAUAUCUACUGAAUAAAUCCUAAAAAUGCGUAGUUUGAACAUGUCAAAGUGUUGAACACCUGAAUUUUUGAAAAGUGUAUCGAGCCACCUUAAGUGUUUUGUUUUUAAUUUACUUUAGUGUUCAGAAAAAGGACGGCAAAAUAUUUCCAAUUCUUACAAAGAGGGUGGGAUAGGGUAUUUUCGUGAGCCGUGCAUGAUCUCAUAUGCCGUGGUCAAUAUUUGUUGAUUUGUGGUCAAUAUAAUGCUUGAUUUUAGUGUCGUGAAAUGUGAUUUGUGCUACAGCCGUGAGGCGGGAUUGUCGAUAAAAAUGCUCCGUGAAAUGAGAAUUAAGGAUGUCUGUUUGUUUAUUUCGAUCUAUUUUAUAAUGGCCAUAAUGGGCAUAUACGCGAUAAUAAUCAUAUAUGAUCGACCACACUCGAUUGUACAAAAAUAUAAUGUAGUUUUUAAUUGCCAGGCAGAGAAGUGAGAGAACUUUCAAAACGUAGAUAUUUUUAUCAGAGUCUAUAGUUUUUAGUGAAAUUGCUUUUCUAUGACACGUGAAUUGUGAAACAGUUUUUUUUUCGUUGUGAAACGUGAUCCACGUUUGACAACCAAGAUUUGGUUUCGUUGGUUAUAAAAACUUUUGGUAAAGUGCCCAAUGGAAAACCAGAGCAUAUUUAAAUUAAGGUACAGCAAUCAACAAAAUCCACUAGGCAGUUUAUUACUAAUAGUUUCGUACUACAAAAUGUGGCACUCUUCAGAUAAAUUGACUUAAUGACUAUAGACUAAAACUUACAAGGUUAUAUAUGUAUACAUGCAAGUGGAUAUAACCUUGUAAGUUUUAGUCUAUAGUCAUUAUAAUAAUAGGUCAAUUUAUACUUUUCUGCAUUUGUGGAUUAAAAAUACCUUUUUGAUGUUCGCGUUGAAAUCGCAUCUUUUUUGGAAAAGGUUACAAGAAAAACAUUAAUUGGCCAUGUUGUUGUCUUUCAAUCGCAUUUUAAAGCUAAAAAUUUCGAAUUUAUGCUGCAUUCUUUAUAUUGUCAAGUGUAAAGUGCAUAUUCAAACUGUGAAUGAUUCUCUGGUGAAAUAUCGUAUAAUAUACAUCUUCUUACAGUUUCUGGCACCACUUUAUGGAAAUAGAAAAUUGGUAAGUAACGUUUAGAUUAUCAGCGAAGGCAGUUUAUACUGUAAAAUGUUUAAGACCGAGUCUUCACUUUGAACUUUCAGCUUCGGCAAUUUUCACUGUAAAUCUUUAGUAAAAUGUUUAAUUAAUUAAGACAGAGUCUGCACUUGGUCAUUUUUCACUGUAAAUCUUUAGUAAAAUGUUUAAGACAGAGUCUGCACUUUCAGCUUGGGCAUUGUUCACUGUAAAUCUUUAAUAAAAUGUUGGAGACAGAGUCUACACUAUCAGCUUGGGCAUUGUUGACUGUAAAUUUUUAGUAAAAUGUUUGUGACAGAGUCUGCACUUGGGCAUUGUUCACUGUAAAUAUUUAAUAAAAUGUUUGAGACAGAGUCUGCACUUUCAGCUUGGGCAGUUUCAUAGUAAAUAUUUAGCAAAAUGUUUGAGACAGAGUCUGCACUUUCAUCUUGGGUGGUUUUCACUCUAAAUUUUUAGUAAUAACUAACUUCCUCUGAUACAUUCUGUGUAUAAAUCACUGGUGGUUAAAAAGUACAAGUUUGUUUAAUUUCUUUCCAAUUUUUUAUCCAGAUGAAUUCUCAGUGGUCUUCUUUCCAAGAUGAUAAAAUUUAACUUUGCAGUAACUCUUGAUGUUCUUGAUCAACUGAACAACAUGAUUUUCACCAACUGGUGAGUCAAAAAGAUGGUGAUCUAGCUCAGUAAAAAGACUGGGUAUGGACAAUGAAGAAGCCAGAACUUUAUCCUUAGGAAAUCUAUAAAGGAUGUUUAUCAGACAAAGAAGCUGGAACUUUAUCCUUAGGAAAUCUGUAAAGGAUGUUUAUCAUGUAAUGCAAGUCUAGUUUCAAUCUAUAAAAUAGUAUACAUGCAUAAUGUCCUGGGAAGUUUUCUUUUGAGUUUUGAUUCUUCAUCACUUGACCCUUCACUAUCACUUCUUAUACUUUAUGAAAACUUAGGACCGACUUUUUUACAUUUGGAACAUUCGAAAGCACAACACUCAGUGGCGUGCUGGGUACUAUUUUUCUGGAGGGGCCAGUGGGCUGUCACCCAAUAUGCGCCCCUAUAGUGUUACAAUUGAGAAACGAGGGCCGAAGGCACGAGCCGAGUGCCGCAGGUGCGAGGUUUGUCUAGGGGGGUCCGGGGGCAUGCCCCCCAGGAAAAUUUUUGAAUUUAGAAUCUCUGAAAUGCCAUUUCCUGGACUUUGGGGGAAGAUGGUCAGGAAACGGCAUUAUAACGUGUCGAAAUUUACAAUUUGGUUAGAAUUUAGUAGUAGUACUUAAAUUAUGCAAUGCUAACUACUUCCAGCGUUUAAUUUAAUCCCAAUUCUGUUCUCUACUGAUCUACUGUCCUGAGCACAUUUACAACUUAAAGCUCUUUUAUACAAUAACACACGCACCCCACGCAUAUGCAUUUUAAGGUUUCCUUGUCUGGCUGCCAAAAGGGCAUGUUUCAGCAUUAUUUCAUUACUUACAUUACUCAUGCUUCUUGUGCAAACAACUAAAUUGCGUACACAACUUUACAUCAGUUAACACAACUUCAACUAUCUAAUUUGCGCCGCUCUCGUGAUUCGUGAAGCAUAAUAAACGGCAUAUUUUAAGGGCAUAAUACCAGCAAAAAAGGGCAUAAUUCCCGUGAUCGCUUCGAUCGAAACCUGACCAAUAUUCCGGUAAUGAAACGUUGCCUGUGAUCACUGAUCAUGUUUCUAUAUGAACGAUUUCGUGUGAGCUGUGAGGUAGCAAAUACGGUUAGGCAAAAUAGUCUGUAAUUUAAUAUAUGUCGCCUAUGCGCAUAGUCUUUUUUAUACUGUAGCCUAUAAACACGUCUUUUCUUGGCGGAAGUAACCAUAUUUUUUCGAGAAUGUGUUUUUUCCCACCCACUUUCAAAAUUCGGCGCCCCAUUUUCAUUUUUGCGCCCCCCAAGAAUUGCCAGCUGGGGGGGCCGUGGCCCCCCGGCCUCCCCUGCCAGCACGCCACUGACAACACUGAGGACCUCUAACUUUUCCCAUUGCUGUGAAAUUUGCUGAGUUUAACUCAACUUAAUUACAAUUGGUGCCAAAAUGGUAAAAACUCUGCCACAAGUCUCCAAAAAUGUUUUUUAAAUUGAACAUGUUUUUUUAAUUAUAUUUACAGUAACCACUAAACUCAAAGGGCUAAAAUUGAGAGUUUAUCAUGUUUUUAAUUCCUGAGAGUACUUGCAAAUUUCGUUUAUUUUUUAAGAAAAGUUUAAUAUUGUGCAUUUGAUACGAAUCAAAGAAUUGGAAAGCACUAUUUAUUACACAUUGUCAAAAGUAGUAUUUUAUUAUAACAAUAGAAUUAUUCAUACAAUAAUGAAUGUAACUAUAUUUAAGAUUAUAAAAUUUACUGUGCAUCAAGCAGUUUAUUUCACUGAUCUUAUACAAUAAUGCAAGAAAUAAUGUGUGUCAUUACAAAACAGGUUUUCCCAUAUUAGCCUAAAGCAGUUCUAAAAUACAAAUUACUAAUAUUAAAACAGUGACCUAUGACAGUAAAUUGGCAGUUUGAUUGCUUGAAUUAAAAGCAAAAGGUCUUGUACUCACGGGACUCAAUAGAAAGAAAUAUUUCUUAACAUCAAUUAAAGAUAGUUUGAAGCAUAUUCAUACCAUUGGAUUAUCAACUAUAUUUACAUAAAACAAUAGCAAUUACGUUACUAUAGACACAGAGUAGAGACAUACAGAGACGUAACUAGUGUACCCACUUUUUUUGUGCGCAUGCUUGGCAAGUUACUAGAUGCAUGCAUCUGAUUGGAUGACGACCUGAUGACGACUCACUUUAAACUUGCUGAGCACGCGCAGUUGAUCAUUUUUCGCCCGAUCGCCUGACAAAAAGUGGGUACAUGAUAACGUAAUCUUCCGCAGUGUUUACAACAGUCAGUUACGUCUCUCUAGCUUCUAAUAGAUUUUGAUCAUGAUGUGAUUCCAAUUUCCAUGGAACUAUAAAAUAAUACAUGAUAUGUUGUAUGUAAAUAAAUAUACACAUGCUAAGAAGUAUUUAAAGAAUAAUUUUUGUUUUGGUUUAUUCCAUGUUUUAUAUUGACUAAUUUUGCCAUAAUUGAUAAACUGUGACUAAAAUGUUUUUCAAUGUUGCCGUCUUUCACAAAUACAUUUACAAUUUUGCCAUGAAGCAAUGGCGAUACUAGCUAAAAAUUUCUUAUUUGGAAUUGGUGGACCUAUAUUUAUAUAUGAAUAUGCAUCAAAAUCUUAAUUCCACACACAACAUGAUAUAUUUAACAGCAAAAUAUUGAAAAAUCGCAAUGGUUUGUCCAUAAUUGUCAUAUGGCCGCCCUUCAUACGGGUCGACAAAUAUUGAUAUUUUCAGAAAAAAUAAUUAAAUUUUGCCUACCCGUUAUUCACAAAUUAUGAAGCUUCAACAAUCUGGCAUCGUUGACAACAAGUUCCACACUGAAAAACCCAAAAUUGACUGCAUAAAAGAGGAUUUAUGGUCAACUUUGUCCAUUUCCGCAAUGGCAUAUUGCAUUUUUUAUCCGUACACCCCCUGUUGAGGACCUUGGAAAUCCAGGGGAUGCCUCUUGUAUUUAACCCUGGAAUUCCAGUGGGUGGGGGUCAAACCAACCUGGAAUUCCAGUGGGUGGGGGUCAAACCAACCUGGAAUUCCAGUGGGUGGGGGUCAAACCAACCUGGAAUUCCAGUGGGUGGGGGUCGAAAUAAUCCUGGAAUUCCAGUGGGUGGGGGUCAAAAUAAUAAGAUUUACAUGGAAAUUCCGGGAAAGGGGAUAAAAUAAUGAUACCGGAACUGGAAAUUCCAGGGGAGAUCAACUUAUUGACAGUGGAAUUCCAGGGGAGAUCAACUUAUUGACAGUGGAAUUCCAGAGUCAUGCGGAAAAAAAAAGAAUUUCCAAGGGUCAUUGAUUAAACACAAUUGGAAUUCCAGGUACCCCCUUCUACAAACCACAUUUUUCCAGGGCUUCUGACAAAAAAUUACUUGGAAAUCCGGGGGGUAGGAGAAUUUAUGCAGUGUGUCCUCAACAGGGGGUGUACGGAUAAAAAAUGCAAUAAGCCAAUACAAAAUAUACAAAUUAUCACGCUCCGUGGGAACGACCAAUAUGGCCGCCUCGCGUAAAAUGCGACUGCGAUCAGGCUUCAAUUUUCGCCCGGCUACAGGGUGGGAUGCGCUAUCUAGUGUAUAUGAGAUAUCUAUGACUGAAAUACGUAAAAUUAUUAAGAACAAAAAUAAAUUUAUAGUAAAAUAGGAACGCAUCAACUGAUCAAGGGAAUCAACUCGCAAAAAUGGCAACUCGCAAAUUAAAGUGGCGGCUGUCGCCAGUUUUGCCAGAGCAUUUGUUUUGCCCGAGCAAAAUGAUAUAAAUUGUGAUUAUUAUUAUUAAGGUAAAAAGUGAAAUAAGAAAAAUUGUUGAAGAAGAAGAGGAAGUUAAUUAUCGGAAACGAAUGGGAAGUCGAUGGGUGAAUGAUCUCAAAGCAUUGAAUACAAACUGGUGUAAAACAUAUCUGGAAGAUGCGCCUUAUUUGAUUUUAGUAUUUAAGCAAGUAUAUGGUAUAUCACCUGAAGGCAAACAACCUCAUUAUUAUAAUGAGAUAAGCACAUGUAUUGCAGCUGGUAUCCUAAUGACUGCACUUCAUCAUGCUGGUCUGGUCACUGUCACUACAACACCAUUAAACUGUGGACCCAGACUGCGUGUUUUAUUGGAAAGACCAGUUAACGAGAAGCUGCUUCUACUUUUACCAGUUGGGUUUCCAACUGCAGAUGCAACAGUUCCUGAUUUGAAGAGAAAGUCUAUUGAUCAGAUUAUGGUUCAUUUCUGA
This is a messenger RNA of Paramuricea clavata, 8654 nucleotides long. The record is from the annotation of a GenBank genome assembly. NCBI's taxonomy places the organism in Eukaryota, Metazoa, Cnidaria, Anthozoa, Malacalcyonacea, Plexauridae.